GCAAGUUUCAUUAAACUGUUUUUGGAGCCAAACUCUAGGCGGGAAAAAAUAUGUUGCCCAAAGUUUUUUCAUUUCAUAUUAUCAUUUUUUUUUAAUACAAAAAGCUCAUUAAAGUAAAGCAGCAAAUUUGGAAUCUGAAAAAUCUUGAGUUAUUAUCAUCAUCGCCGUUGAGUCCAAAAAGAAGAAAGAAGAAAAAGGUUAGGAUUUGGUGCUUCUCGGUGGCAAUGGCUGAUUCAGUGCUGGUAAUAGACGGUGAUGAUGAUCCGAAAGUCCCCAAAAUAGACGGUCUAGAUCAACCCAAGAAGACCCAGAAGCGAAAGAGAACGUCAUGGGUUUCGGAGACUUUGAACGGUGAACAAAGAGAGACCCAGAUCAAGGGAUUGAAUCAAGAAAUGGAGGGGCUUUUUGGGUAUUACAAAGAAGUGAUGGAGCAAAAAUCGGGUUUUGGAAUGUGGUCCGACAUGGGGUUAGUUGAACCGGGUUGUUCCUUGAAUUCAGUUGUUGCGGUUCUCAUGGAGGAGAGCGAUUUGCCGCUGUCUAGAUUAGUGGAGGCAAUUCAUGAAAAGAUCAAGGACAAAUUGGGAAAUGUGAGUUUGGCUGCGGUGAAAAGCGCGGUGCUAUUUGUAGGGCAGAGAUUGAAAUACGGAUUGGGUAAUGAAGAUGCUGAUGUUUUGGAGGAUGAUUCUCAUUCUUCUCUUUGGUGUUGGGAGACGAGAGAUGCAAAAUUGAUGCCAAAAUCUGUGCGUGCCACAUUAAAAAUUCGGCGUUGUUGUAGGAAGAAGAUUAAUGAGAGGAUUACUGCUGUUUCCGCAAUGAUAACUAUGUUACAAAAGUCAGAGAAUGGUCAGAACUACAAGCAUGAUUUCAUGAAAGCAUCAGAAAAGCUUGUCAAAGUAUUAAGUGAGGCAGACAUUCGCUUGUUAAUGAGUAGCAUGUUACAGAAGAGUGGUGCUGAGAUGGCUGAGAAAGAAGCAAAGCGAGAAGAAAAAUUGUUAAUAAAGCAAUUGGAGAGAAAUAAAAGAGAAAUUGAGAAGGAGAAGAAGAAAGUGGACCGUGAACUUCAGAAGGAAAAGUUGCAAAAUGAAAAGGAGAGAAAAAGGUUGCAGGAGGAAGCAGAAAAGGAUGAAAGGCGACGCGAAAGAGAGGAGGCUGAGAUGAGGAAGCAGCUGCGAAAACAGCAAGAGGAAGCUGAGAGAGAUCAACGGCGGCGUGAGAGGGAACAGGCAGAAUUGAAAAAGAAACUUUCGAUACAAAAGCAAGCUUCAGUUAUGGAACGCUUUCUCAAAAAAUGUAAAACAUCAUCAUGCCAGAUUGAGGAAUUGACUAAGCCAACCACAUUUAGUACAUCCACCCCAAAGACUGAAAAGGUGCCUGAAGCAAUUAUUCUUUCCAUGGACAGCACUCUUUUAUCCAGAGAAGAAACUAAUACCGAUGAUCUCCGCAGGUUGCACUUAUCUUCUUGGCGUCAUUUAGGUCAUUCUCUUCGAUCAAAUCAAAAACAGUGGUGGGGAAUGCGUACGAAACCUAAGACCAAACUGUUUAAGGAACUUAAGUUAACUGCUAAUAAAGGGUUAUCCCAUGAUGAAUUGAUUGCUGAAAGGCUUGUAGAUGGAUGGGGAGAACAGAUUUCUUAUGACAGAUCAUACCUUAAUGAUGCUGACAUUUCUGUUCCUGAUGUUAAGAAGUGCUCUGUGAGGAAGCAGUUGCUGCAGUUUGAUAAGAGCUACAGACCUGCAUUUUAUGGUAUUUGGCCUAAGAAAAGCAAUGUUGUGAGACCUCGCUGCCCAUGGAGGAAGGACCCAGAUUUAGAUUACGAUGUUGAUAGUGAUGAAGAAUGGGAGGAGGAGGAGCCUGGUGAAAGCCUCUCAGAUUGUGAUAAAGAUGAAGAGGAAAGUUCUGAAGGAUGCUCUAGAGCUGAUGAUGAUGAUGAUGAAAUUGAGGAUGAAUUUUUUGUACCAGAUGGAUAUCUCUCAGAAAAUGAGGGGGUACAAGUAGACAGAAUGGAAACUGAUGUUCCAGUUGAGGAGACCCAAUGUUCCCAUAUUAGUGAGAAAGAGAAGAAUGAGGAGUUUGGUGCAUUGCUUUGGCAACAGAAAUAUCUAAACAAUUUAACUGAGCAUGCACUUAGAAAAAAUCAACCAUUAAUUAUUUUAAAUUUAUUGCACGAGAAGGCCUCGCUGCUAAUGGCUGAAGAUCUAAAUGGAACCCCUAAAUUAGAGCAAACAUGCUUGCAAGCACUGAGCAUGCGGGUAUGUCCUGGUGGGCCACCUGUUGAGUUAUCAAUAGAUAUCAUGGUACAUGAAAAUCAAGAAGCUUGUUUGUCAAGCGGAAAGGCUGGUGCAACACCAUUCUUAUCUGUGGCACCAAUUCCAGACUCAGAUUUGCCUCUAUUUGUAUCUACAAUUCAGUCAUGCUCCUCCUAUGGCAUGAAUAGGUUGGUAGAGUCUUUGCAACAAAAGUUUCCUUCAAUUCCAAAGUCUCAGUUAAGAAGCAAAGUGCGUGAGAUAUCAGAAUUCUCCGAUAAUCGGUGGCAGGUCAAGAAAGAAAUCUUACUGAAGCUUGGCAUUUCAAUUUCACCAGAGAAGGGUGGUACACGAACCAAAAGUAUUGCUGCAUUUUUCUCGAAAAGGUGCUUGUCUCCUGACAUGAAUAUCAGCCUUGUUGAAACCUCUCCUCAGCAAUUACUGAAACCAGGUUCUGCUGCCCAGGAGCAACAGGGUUGUACAUACAACCAUACAUAGCAUUGUCAUUUUUGGAGAUGAUUUCCUUCACUCGACUCUUUUUACUCAACUUAUGGUAUGAAUUGUAAGUUAUGUGGGUUGUUGAACUUUGGUUGAUCUGGUGUAUGGAGUUUUUGAUGCUGCAUCUGAUAUCAUCUGAUAUGUUGGUCGUUAACUUUGCAAUUCGAGUAAGGUUUUUCGUGUUUGGUCAGGGAUUAUAAUUUUAAUUUGAAAAUUUAAACGAAAUACAUCUGAAAUGUCUCCCGGAAGUUAGAAGCGUCCAUCUAUCAAAUGGCAUUCGUAAUUCAUGGAACAGCUUUUAUCUGCUUACUGGAGGGAUCCAUGACCAAAACUACUACCAAACAAAUUAAGUUGCGUUGAUUUCGCCAUAAAACAAGCAUGUCUUGUAGUGUAAACGCUUUCCCUUGCAUGAUGAAGUCCAUGGAUGAAGGCUAACACUAUCAUUUGGGAGCUCCAUUUUCGGGUUUUUACCGAACUGGAAGGUGCGAUUUGUAGUUG
Messenger RNA from Durio zibethinus, 3239 nucleotides. The record is from RefSeq and is a predicted model, not a curated record. Lineage: Eukaryota; Viridiplantae; Streptophyta; Magnoliopsida; Malvales; Malvaceae.